This is a messenger RNA of Trypanosoma theileri, 498 nucleotides long. RefSeq names its product cytochrome c oxidase VII. The transcript has a single exon. Lineage: Eukaryota; Euglenozoa; Kinetoplastea; Trypanosomatida; Trypanosomatidae. Bases 1 to 498 code for a protein of 165 amino acids. The record is from RefSeq and is a predicted model, not a curated record.
AUGCCACGUCCAUUUGGUGCUUGGGCUCCCGCCACAACUCUCGCAGAGUACCGUGCACGCAUGCCAGGCAUGAGAGCCUUUUCUUUCCUCUUAUUACCUCGUGUACGCCGUGAGGUUUAUUAUCAUCCAGAGGCCCUCGCCCACUUUAAAGAUCCCCAACAGUAUAAAGAUGCCCUGGACACCAUUGUAUCUAUGCGAGUCUCGGAUAAAUUCUUUGGUGAGGGAAAUAAACUGCCCCGUCAUGCAUUUAUGAAACUGACAGUCAUUAUGGCUGCCUUUGCGGUAUCUGUAUUUGCUGUUCUCCGCUAUUACUAUGGGGUGUAUGUGCCGGCGAAUAACCCGACCUGGCGUAAGGUGGUGAAUAAGGAGUGGGAGGAGGCCAUUAACAACUCCCCGUGGGAUCACAUGUCUCAUGUCUGGCAGUACAGUGAUCAGUACGCUGCGGUGAUUGGUGAGGCCUCCUCCUUUGGCAGACGCAAAUUCUACAUUCCGGCUUAA